GCACUCAUUGGUCUCUUUUCGUGCGUGGCAUUUUUCCUGGUGGUGCUUAAUCUUAUGCGCCGUACCGGCUGUCGGCCUUACGCAUACUGUGCCUUCCGAGGUUACAGUCAUGCCGAUUCAGGUUUUUGCUGCUGCAUUCCUGGGUCGAUUCUUCCGGACAAUCUCAUCUGGCUCUGGCCCUCUUAUACCUUAUCCUCUGCUGAAGGAUGCAAGCGUGAAGAUGCACGGGCAGGGGCCCGGGCGCCUUCAUGACUGUGGGGCAUUUAACGGAAGGGAACAGAAAGUUGCAUGCAGUAAGAAAAAAAUAGUGGAUGAAGGGGGGUCCCUAGUGAUGGUGGUUUGGCUUAGUGGCUGGUGCCGGGUUCUCUUCAAUCCUGUGUCUGGAUGGGUCUUGAAAACUUUUAAGAUGAAAAACUUCAAUUCCAAGGGGUGA
Molecule: messenger RNA, 433 nt
Organism: Cantharellus anzutake
Lineage: Eukaryota; Fungi; Basidiomycota; Agaricomycetes; Cantharellales; Hydnaceae
Exons: 5
Coding region: 110-433 (107 amino acids)
Source: RefSeq, a predicted model, not a curated record